AUGGCUCAGAAGGAUGAGCGUGUCGCAGGCGGAAAGCUUCUCAAUUUCGGUGUGGUGGUUUUCCCGGCAUUCCAAGCACUUGACGUCUUUGGGCCGCUGGAUGCUUUGAACCUGCUAGCUAGGUCCUACAAUAUGAACCUGUACACUAUUGCAGAAACCCUAGACCCGGUGUCAACCAAGCAAAACACCACACACAAGCCCGCGACCACUACCUCCGACUUCGGCCAGCGCAUCGUGCCAACCCAUACCUUCCAAACAGCCCCGCCUCUCGACGUCCUCAUCGUCCCUGGCGGACAAGGCACGAGGUACCCAGGCAUCAGUACCGCCAUCAACUUUAUCAGGGAAAGGUUCGACUCGCUACAGUACCUGCUCACCGUCUGCACUGGAUCCGGUGUCGCGGCACGGGCUGGAGUUCUAGAUGGGAGGCGAGCGACCACGAACAAGCUGUCGUGGGAGGAGACGAUUGCGCUGCGGCCCGAGGUGGACUGGAUUCACAAGGCGCGGUGGGUGCAGGAUGGGCACGUUUGGACAUCCUCGGGUAUUAGUGCCGGCAUUGACUUGACGUUUGCAUGGAUCGGAGCCGUCUAUGGGAAAGAUGUUGCCAAGAACAUCGCUGACAGAAUGGAGUACACACCGGUUGAAGAUCCCAGCUGGGAUCCCUUUGCCGACCUUUGGGAUUCGAAGAAGUAG
Molecule: messenger RNA, 690 nt
Organism: Colletotrichum spaethianum
Lineage: Eukaryota; Fungi; Ascomycota; Sordariomycetes; Glomerellales; Glomerellaceae
Product: isonitrile hydratase
Exons: 2
Coding region: 1-690 (229 amino acids)
Source: RefSeq, a predicted model, not a curated record